AUGAGUAAAGCAAUUGAGAAGGUGUUUCCACAGACAAGGCACAGAUUGUGCAUUUGGCAUCUACAUCAAAAUGCACAAUCUCAUUUGGGAAAACUAAAAAGUGAUAAGACUUUUUAUGAUGCAUUUCAAAGAUGUAUAACUGGCUGCAUUGAUUCAUAUGAUUUUGAGGAAUGUUGGAAAGCAAUGGUUGAAAAUCAUAACUUGCAAAACAACUCGUGGAUUCAGAGAUUAUAUGAGUUAAGAGAAAAGUGGUCUAAUGCUUUCAACAAAGAAUACUUCUCUACAGGAAUUCUUUCAUCUCAACGAAGUGAAAGCAUUAACCAUGCUUUAGGAUUCAAAGCAAAAAAGACUACAAAUUUGACUGAAUUUUAUGGACUCUUCAAGCAGACCAUAGAACGUUGGAGAUCCAAUGAACUGAGUGAUGAAUUUCAGUGUAUAAGAGGUCAACCAACGACGGCAUUACCUAUGACUAGAAUUAUAGAGCAAGCUUCCAAGGUAUACACUCUUACAGUUUUUAAGGAUUUUGAAAAGCAAUUUAUGAGAUGUCUUGCUGGUAGUUUUUCUCUUCUAAGUGAAGAAUAUGAUUUUAAGCUUUAUCAAGUGAAAGAUGGACAGCAUACAUACCAAGUCAGUUUUUAUAAUGUGAUGAGUACUUUAGUGAGUUGCACUUGCAACUUGUUUGAAGAAUGCGGGAUGUUAUGCAGUCAUUGUUUGAGGAUACUACUCACUCACUUAAUAGACAAAAUUCCAGACUGCUACAUAAACAAGAGGUGGACAAAACUUGCAAAGCAAGCACUAUGGGAUAAAAAUGUUGAGCAACAAAGUAAAAGUACUCAACCUUGGAGGCAUCAAUUUGUGAAAAACUGCUUGAAUCUAGCUCUACAAGUCCAAGACAAUGAGAAUGCAAGAAGACUUGUUGAAGAUGGGUUAGAAUCUAUAAGAUUAGCAGCACUUCAAGAGAUGAAGAAUACAAUAUCAGAAACAAAUGAAGCUCAAGAUUUAGAGACAUGCUCUGAAUCUAGUAUAAGUGUUAAAGAUCCUAAAAAAUCAGUGACAAAGGGGCGGAAGCAAAGGAUCAAAGGACACUUGGAGAAAAAUACAAAGAAGAAAAGAAAGAGUGUUGAUGAAUCAAACUUACAAAAACCAAAUGAGUUUGGCUCAAAAACACCAAAUCAGCAUUUAUUUUAG
Molecule: messenger RNA, 1188 nt
Organism: Salvia miltiorrhiza (redroot sage)
Lineage: Eukaryota; Viridiplantae; Streptophyta; Magnoliopsida; Lamiales; Lamiaceae
Product: protein FAR1-RELATED SEQUENCE 5-like
Exons: 1
Coding region: 1-1188 (395 amino acids)
Biological process (GO): regulation of DNA-templated transcription
Molecular function (GO): zinc ion binding
Source: RefSeq, a predicted model, not a curated record